AUGAUUUGGGGGAGGUUAAAGGGAGUAGGGAUGCUGGUGGUUCCGUGGUGUGCAACAGGACGAGGGGAGAGUGGUGACAGCAGGGGCUUGCUAGGUGGAGGCACGGUGGUCGACUACGACUGCAAAGGUGGAGGUGCAAGAGUGGUGCGCACAAUGAGGUGGUGGAGGCGCCGCGCAGAAUCGCGCGCGGAUAGGGCUAGGGCAUGGUGGCGAAGCCGCAGCGACUCAAGGCGGCUGGCCAGGGGAUUUGAUAAGGGAGAUGGUAUGGGGUUAGUGGCGCGGCUAAGACCCAUGGUGGUUAACCGCGCGGUGGAUGUGGCCGUAGUAGGGACAGUGAAGAAAAAGGUAGGAGGUGGUGGGGUCCGCGACUGUCAGGCAUGA
Sphenostylis stenocarpa is the source of this 381-nucleotide messenger RNA. The record is from the annotation of a GenBank genome assembly. NCBI's taxonomy places the organism in Eukaryota, Viridiplantae, Streptophyta, Magnoliopsida, Fabales, Fabaceae.